Haemonchus placei is the source of this 1113-nucleotide messenger RNA. The record is from the annotation of a GenBank genome assembly. Lineage: Eukaryota; Metazoa; Nematoda; Chromadorea; Rhabditida; Trichostrongylidae.
AUGACUGAAUAUUUAAUAGCUGACAUUCGGGUAUUCUUCGCAGCUGGGAUGCUCACUACAGUAUCAACUGCUCUCAUCCCUUUGGCUGCCCAUAAUAAUAUUUACGCAUUUUUGGUGCUUCGAUUUUUACAGGGUGUGUCUUGUGCAGCGUGUAUGCCUACAGUGGGAGCUGUGACAGCUGCAUGGGCAUCACUGAAACAACAUGGUCUUUUUAUGUCCACGUUGACGACAUUUGGACAACUCAGUGCUGUGUUCGCUAUGCCAGUGUCUGGAGAGUUGUGCACAUCGUCUCUUGGCUGGGAAUCAGUGUUCUACCUUCAUGCACUUAUUUGCCUGAUCUCUUUUGUUGGAUGGUUCUUUUUAUACACAAACAGUCCCGGUAAGACCAUUUUUCCAUUAUUAUUUACGUCUCGAAUCAUUCCUUUAUUUGUGAAUAUCCAUUUCAGAACAUCAUCCGUUGGUCUCAAAGCACGAGCUUGCCGAUAUCAACGAUGGAAAGCAGAGGAAACAGAAGUUCCGAUACCAUAUCUCGAAAUUCUAACCACUCCAAGUGUAUGGGGAUAUUCUGUUCACAACGCUGGAUUUGCAGCAGCUCUGCCAGUGCUGUUUCAGUUUCUUGUAAAGGUGUUCGCCGGACACAGUAGCGACCAAAUUCGAGGCGUUUCCGAGACGACAAAAAUUCGAAUUUUCAACAGUAUAGCUUUAGGAGCAAGUGCAGGAUUUCUAUGUGCACUGGCGUUCGUGAAACAAGGUCAGGGCAUUGUCGGAAUCGUGCUCAUCACACUUGCCACUGCAAUGUUUGGUUUCAAUGGAGGAGGAUUCAAUAAAUGUGCGACUUUGGUCUCAAGGCAGUACGGCCAUUUCGUUUUAGCUAAUAUCCAAUUCAUUUGGUGUCUGUCGAUGCUCAUUUGUCCAAUUUUGGUUGGUGCACUGCUACCAACGGGUUCUGCACAGGAAUGGCGUACGGUAUAUUUGGCUCAUGCCGUCCUUCUACUUCUAUCAAAUGCAAUAUUUUGCUGGUUGGCCACCGCAAAACCUGCUCCUUGGACCGAUCCGAACAUAACAAAUCCUUCAAAGAAAAACACGCCAAUGAUUGCAAGACUCAGAGUCUAA